Molecule: messenger RNA, 1711 nt
Organism: Drosophila hydei
Lineage: Eukaryota; Metazoa; Arthropoda; Insecta; Diptera; Drosophilidae
Product: ras-related and estrogen-regulated growth inhibitor
Exons: 6
Coding region: 690-1679 (329 amino acids)
Molecular function (GO): GTPase activity; GTP binding
Source: RefSeq, a predicted model, not a curated record
UUCAACGCCAGCGCAACGGACGCAUCGCCGCUUCGCAGUCAAACUCCCGUUUCGCGAAAAAAACUAAGAAAAAAGCAAUUUCUUGCUAGCGUGUGUGUUGACGCGUUGUUGUGGGCGUGUUGUGCACUUCCGUGUCGAAACUCUUUUGCAUUUUACAACUGCGUGAGGUGGGCGAGGGGGGUGUGCCCCUGCUAGAACUGUCCGAACGCGCGUUAGUUGACAACGUCGCGCAGUCGCCGCGUGUUUUGGAUUCUGUUUUUGUUUUUUUCUUUAUUGCUGUUGUUGUCGGCUUGUUGCGGAUUUUCAUUAUUGUUUUACAAUGGCCUCUUGGCCGCGUCGCAAUAAGCAGGCAUCGGCAUCGGCAAACGGCAUCGGCAAAGGCAACGCCAACGGCAGUUUAAACAUGUGAAUAUAAAAGCAUAAUUGUUGUGUGCCUGCGGCUUAAUACGCGUCAGGAACUUCAACGCGAAGGUUCCUCAAUCAAAGGACGCAUAAAUAACAUAACUAAAAAUAAUAAAAAAUAAAAAUUAACAAUUAACGGAAACACAAUUUCGAAGCUGAGUACAAAUAAAUAAUUUCCUGUUGCAGUCACACGGGUAGUCAAAAAGGUUACUUCCAUCAUUUGGAGCAGACGACAUUGUCUUAGCCUGAGCCCAAAGACUGUGCGUGUUCUUUGCCUGCCCUGCAAAAUGAAUGCCACCUCGCCAAAGUCAUCGCUGGUCAAACUGGGUCUGCAUACCAACAAGCAAAAGGCGCUUAAGGUUAUGGUUCUGGGCCAGAGCGGGGUUGGUAAAACGGCUAUGGUCGUGCGUUUUAUAACGCGUCGCUUCAUUGGCGAAUAUGAUCCGAACUUGGAGAAAAUCUAUACCUGCCAAACGACACUGGACAAAGAGUCGGUGCAGUUUGACAUACUGGAUGCCACCGGGCAGCUGCAUGAACUGGAUGGCGUUACGCUGGAGUCCAAUAUACGCUGGGCCGAUGCCUUCAUACUCGUUUACUCCAUCACAGACAAAUGCUCCUUUGAUGAAUGCAGCCGCUUAAAGUUUCUCAUCAACUACAACAAGCGACGGCGCAAACUGGGCUCGGCCAGCAAGGAUUACGCUCUGGAUAUACCAGUCAUACUGGUGGGCAACAAGACAGAUCAGACUGGCGAUCGAAUGGUCAGCUUGGAGGAGGGACAACGUCGAUUUCGUGAGCUCUCCUGUGCCUGCUUCCAUGAGAUUUCUGUAAGAGAAAGCGUCGAUCAGGUACAAAACGUAUUCCGCGAUGUGUUCCGCUUCUGGCGUGUAUUUAGCAAAUUUCCAAAGCUCAAACGUUCCACCAGCGAUGUGGCGCAUGCCGCCGAUGGCACUUUAACGCCCGAUUCCGGUUCCUGUUCCUUCUACGAUGCGACGCCGCUGGGCGUGGCCCGACGAUCGUUCCUGGUCAUUGGCAGCGCCUGCCAAGAGGAGAACAGCGGCGAUCAUACCGAAUCCACCGAUGAUAUAGCCAGCAAUAGCUUGGGUAGUUCACGCAGCGAUAUCGAUGCACCGUUCCGGAAUCGCGCCUCCACCGAUGGCACCCUACUGUCCAGGCCCCGACGCUGGCGCUAUCCCCCUCCCGGCUGUCUACUGCCGCAUACAAAUCGCGUCGAACGUCGCAUGAGCAUCUCGACGAGAGGCAGCAAUGCCAGCUACUGACACUGAAACUCACCUAGUUAGUUCAAAUGUUG